Molecule: messenger RNA, 1654 nt
Organism: Equus caballus (horse)
Lineage: Eukaryota; Metazoa; Chordata; Mammalia; Perissodactyla; Equidae
Gene: PRRG1
Product: proline rich and Gla domain 1
Cellular component (GO): extracellular region
Molecular function (GO): calcium ion binding
Source: RefSeq, a predicted model, not a curated record
GGAUCAGCCUCGAGAGGGAUAUGAUUGGAAAUUAGUGUUCAGACUCUUGGCUGCAGCCGAUUGGUUUUGUAAUUGUGCUGUUGAUGUAUUUUAUAAGUGUCCCUUCAGGAGAAAAGCGAAACUAAUGGAAUUGAAAAGGAAUUAAUUGAACGAAAGGGUGAAGAGGUGGAGUGUCAAAACUUAGAGCUAAAUUAAUGCCCUGUGAUAGUCAUGGUAUAAAUAAAGCCAGACUCUCAGACUCUGGAGGAUGUGAAGGUGCCCAAGUCAGGGAAAUCAUCAUCCAGGGACCUGCCAGAGACCACAAGAAAACAUGGGGAGGAUUUUCCUCACAGAAGAAAAAGCCAAUUCAGUAUUAAAACGUUACCCAAGAGCUAAUGGCCUUUUUGAAGAAAUAAGACAGGGCAACAUUGAGCGUGAAUGCAAAGAAGAAGUCUGCACAUUUGAAGAAGCAAGAGAAGCUUUUGAAAAUAAUGAAAAAACUAAGGAGUUUUGGAGCACCUACACAAAAGCGCAACAAGGGGAGAGUAACAGAGGAAGUGACUGGUUUCAGUUUUACCUUACCUUUCCAUUAAUCUUUGGCCUCUUCAUUAUCCUCCUUGUCAUUUUCCUAAUCUGGAGAUGCUUCCUAAGAAACAAAACUCGUAGACAGACAGUAACUGAAGGCCACAUUCCUUUCCCUCAGCACCUUAAUAUUAUCACUCCGCCUCCCCCACCAGAUGAAGUGUUUGAUAGCAGUGGAUUGUCACCAGGCUUUCUGGAAUAUGUAGUUGGGCGCUCGGAUUCUGUCUCCACUCGCCUGUCCAACUGCGACCCCCCACCGACCUAUGAGGAAGCCACUGGCCAGGUGAACCUGCGGAGAAGUGAAACAGAACCUCAUUUGGACCCACCCCCGGAGUAUGAGGACAUCAUCAACUCCAACUCAGCCAGUGCCAUUGCUAUGGUGCCUGUGGUCACCACCAUCAAAUGAAACUGCAAACUUCUUUUUACUAUAAUCAUUUUUAAAAUACUAAUGAAAGAACUUUCUAGCACUUUACCACUACAUAAAUGUGCAUUGACUCAUUUGAUUGGACUCUGACAGCAUACCACAUUUUCUGAUUUGAUUUUCAUUAGUUUUAUUUCCUACUAUAAAAUUAUUAUCCAUGCUCAUUUUUGCUGAUGGAAAUAGUUAAGAGGGAAAAACAUACUAGUGGACAUCUUCAUGUGAUGAGAUAUAUAUGUGUGUGUGUACAUGAGCCAAGUAUAUGUGCAACUGUCUUAAAAGGCCAUUAACUUCUGUCUAAAUCACCUGUAAAGAGAACAUUACUCACCAAAAUUGGAAAAAAAAGGUACCAACAAUUUGUGUAGUAGAUAGCCAGCAACAUGCUGUUGAUUUUUGAAAAUAGGAUGAACUUAGCACGUUUUCUAAUUCUUACUGGCUUUUGUUAACCUCCUCCUUCUUCAACUACCUUAAAAGGAAAAAAAAAAUGCAAGUAGUCCAUCUUGAUUUUAGGACCAUCUCAGAAAGAGAAGACAGACACAAUAAACAACUUGCUUAUAGUGUAUAGCAGGAAAAUCAGUGGUCAUUAGUGGCCUUUGGCCAGUUUUGUAGGAGGGAUGAUUUUGUUGUUGUUGACUGCCUCCUCUCCCAAAUUAAACAGCAUUUGCUUAACAUCUU